Messenger RNA from Akanthomyces muscarius, 1878 nucleotides. RefSeq lists its product as uncharacterized. The coding region runs from base 1 to 1878 and encodes 625 amino acids. The transcript has a single exon. NCBI's taxonomy places the organism in Eukaryota, Fungi, Ascomycota, Sordariomycetes, Hypocreales, Cordycipitaceae. The record is from RefSeq and is a predicted model, not a curated record.
AUGCUCAAAGCCGUUGGGAACGGGGCUCUCGCCGCCGUCAACUUUGUCUGGCGCUGGUCGGUUCCCUACAACAGCCGGAACCGCCCAGUAGACCCCGUCUACGCUGCUGUAUGGAGCACAGGCCUUGAUCAAGACAGCAUCUUGGACAUUCUGCAAGAAUGCUUUCCCAGUAUCCCUCGCCAUGAGCUGCCGACAGAAGAAGAGGCCAUCCGCCGCCUGGUGCGCGAGCAGCUCCCGCCUGGUGACAACGGCUCGAGGCCGUCUUCGUCGUCAACCUGUCAACAGGAGAGCGACGCUGUGAGCUCGCACGCCUCCAGCAUCACCCAAGUCAACGAAGAAGACGCCAUCAACGCUGAGAAACAAAGACAAAAGGCCCUCGACUCUGCCGAGGAAACCUGGGAGCACCUUCCCACCCUUCUACGGUCGCUGCUUGCCAGCCUGAAUGCCCAAAAUAUCGAAACCAAGCUGGCAUCUCUCCUUACGGCCCCCUUUCACACCUCCUCCGGCCGCGGCGCCAUCCGCCGCGGCUCCUCCGGCGUGCGUCGCACACUGGCCAUGUGGCGGCACGGCUUCAAGGCCGCCGUGCCGCGCACGGAGCGCAUCCUCACCAACAUCUUCAUCCUCUUUCUCGUCUUCAGCGCGUGCUACCCAGACGUGGCGGCCGGCUUCCUCGGCGAGCGCUCCUACAACCAGCGUUCCAUCGGCGGGCGCAUCGUGACGCUGUGCCAGCUGUGGUUCCUGUGGCGGUACCCGUACCACUCGCUGUGGCUGCUCUUCAACUGGAGCCUGGAGCGGCUGCUGGGCGCCUUUGUCGGCAGCACCGUGUACGCGCUCGCGGCCGUGGUGCCGGCCAUCCACGCCGCGUACACGACGUCGUGGUUCCGCGUCAUGAUGCUCGCGCUGUCCAUGUCGUGGCAGAUUGGCGUGCAGUUCUCGCCGACGGUGCGUGACUACGUCGUGCGCCUCGUCACGAGGCGCCAGAUGCGGCUGCUGCGCGCCAGCAGCAGCAAGGACUCCUCUGAAAAGGAGCGCGCCAUUGACUGGGACGCGGCGGACAGGGCCAUCAACGCCGAGCUCACCACGAUCAAGACGUUUACUGCCGCCCAAGGCCAGCGGCAGCAGGCCGUCGCGGCGGCGGAAGAGGUGCCGAUCCGCGUCCGCACCGAGCGCUAUAUCCAGUACACGGCAGGCUACAAGCUCGGUCGUCCGGCCGAUCAGCUGGUCGGGCUCCUCAAGGACGACCUCGAGGGCAUCAUCAACACCUACGAGGACUACCAGUCCACCAGCCCGGCCACGGCACCCGUCGACGACGGGCACGUGGAGCCGCGCACGCCCAAGUUCCUGCUCGUCUUCUUCGACAUGGCCAUCUUUGCGUACGUGUGCUACUCCUUCUACCCGCAGCCCUUCACGUUCAACACGGUCGUCGCGUACGGCACCGUCGUCUGCAUCAAGCAGGCCAUCAUCGCGUGCAAGCGCUACCAGACACCCAAGAGCGCGCGGCGGCUCUUCACCAACAUGGUGUCCAUCAACAUCAUCGGCAUGUUCCUCGUGUCGACACCGGUGACGGUCAACCACGACGUGCUCAAGAGCGACGUCAACUUUGUCGCGCUCACGCUGGCUAUGGUCUUUGCGACGCUGUUCCUCGCCGAGACGAUUGCGCCGCUGCUGCUGGCCUUUGUCGAGGGCCUGGUGUCGGGCGGCGGCUGGCUGAAGAGCAAGCUGCGCCGAAAGCAGAGUGCCGAGGGCAACGUGCUGCCGCCGGUCAAGGGAAGUGGUGAGGAAAGGUCUAAAGCGGGAUCUGCGACGUUGACGGAUUCCGGGUCGUCGAGUAGCGGAGAAAAGAAAGUGGCUUCUGUGCGAGAAGCGCAAUUGAAAUGA